Molecule: messenger RNA, 948 nt
Organism: Wyeomyia smithii (pitcher-plant mosquito)
Lineage: Eukaryota; Metazoa; Arthropoda; Insecta; Diptera; Culicidae
Gene: Ercc1
Product: DNA excision repair protein ERCC-1
Exons: 3
Coding region: 158-889 (243 amino acids)
Biological process (GO): nucleotide-excision repair; UV-damage excision repair; mitotic recombination
Cellular component (GO): nucleotide-excision repair factor 1 complex; ERCC4-ERCC1 complex; nucleus
Molecular function (GO): single-stranded DNA binding; damaged DNA binding
Source: RefSeq, a predicted model, not a curated record
AACUGGCUGCUCUAUCCGCUCUAUCUGCUUACAGUUUCGAAAUAGAAACUUGCAACCAGGCCAAAAUAAUGACAAAUCUGACAAAUACUGUUUUUAUUCAUGUUGUCCAUCGGACGGCAAAUACUUCGCAAAUUAUAUCUCACAUUAGCAAGUUGCUAUGUCAUUGCUCGACGAUUCCUCUGAUGACGUGCUAGCCAAUUUAGAUCUUCCGCCUCCAGCAAAAAAGUUGGCUACAACUGAACCACAACCGAGCACCUCCACGGCAGUCGCUCAACAGUCAAAAAUAAUAAAAAGCUACUGUAUUCUUGUCAAUCCAAAGCAGCGUGGCAAUCCGCUAUUAAAAUCAAUUCAAAACUUACCCUGGGUGUACGACGAUAUUGUCCCGGACUAUGUGGUCGGUACUACUACGUGUAUUCUGUACAUUUCGCUGCGCUACCACAAUCUCAACCCUGACUAUAUCCACGGUCGUCUAAAACAACUGGGAAAAAUGUAUGAACUACGGGUGCUGCUGGUACAGGUCGAUAUUCAAGAUCCACACAAUGCAUUGAAGCAUCUUACGCGAAUCUGUUUACUAGCGGAUUUGACUCUGAUGCUGGCUUGGAACGCCGAAGAAGCGGGUAGGAUUGUUGAAACGUACAAGAUGCUUGAACACAAGCCAGCGGAUUUGAUCAUGGAACGACCGGGGAAAAAUCCUUAUGAGCAAUUGGUUAGUGCACUUACAACCAUCAAGCCCGUUAAUAAAAGCGAUGCAAUGACGUUAACUCAAAACUACGGAACAUUGGCCAACAUGAUCAAAAGCAGCGAAGAAAAGUUGAAACUUUGUGCCGGAUUGGGCCCGCGAAAAGCUAAAAACUUGUACAGAACGUUCAAUGAAAACUUUUUAAAGUAGAAGUUAACCUUAGUAAUGUAUUUAUUUUUUAUUUUUAUUCAAUGCAAGAAUACUUUAAA